AUGAGUACGACGACUAGGUUGAAUACUGCACUUGGAGUACGAAGGAAAAUUGCCCGAGCCGACCAUGGACCAUCGCGCUCUCACCAGACGUCUGACAUCCCUGACCUUACACCGAGCUCACCGACGCUUGCCGAGACCGGCGGCAUCUUGACCGAAUCUCACCUCCAUAGGCAGCGCGUCGUCACGACCUCGCCCGCUCCUGCAGCUCACCCCAACGGCGUCGUCAGCGACUUGAUGUACCAUUGGGCAGAUGCGACCAGUCCAUGUAUCCGAGGCCCGACGUCCAAUCAAGCUCACGGUGCCGAUUCGCAACCCCAGGCCGGCCCUGUGAGUGACGGCCUCUGUAGGGCUAUCGAACAAGCGACGGACGCGUCGGUGGCACGCAAUAGCAGGGGAGGAAAUGUCUGA
Molecule: messenger RNA, 408 nt
Organism: Anthostomella pinea
Lineage: Eukaryota; Fungi; Ascomycota; Sordariomycetes; Xylariales; Xylariaceae
Source: the annotation of a GenBank genome assembly